Messenger RNA from Centruroides sculpturatus (bark scorpion), 3366 nucleotides. RefSeq names its product transmembrane channel-like protein 7. Gene Ontology annotation, molecular function: mechanosensitive monoatomic ion channel activity. The coding region runs from base 111 to 3239 and encodes 1042 amino acids. The transcript has 15 exons. Lineage: Eukaryota; Metazoa; Arthropoda; Arachnida; Scorpiones; Buthidae. Gene Ontology annotation, cellular component: plasma membrane. The record is from RefSeq and is a predicted model, not a curated record.
AAAUAAACAAAGAUUAAGUAAGCAACCAAUCUACUUGUGUGAUAUUAUCUAUUACAUGUUGAGAUUAGUUAUUUUAGAAUAUUAUGUGAAUUGAAGUUUCACUUUAAAGAAUGGAUGAUAGAAGUGGAAAUAGAGGUUAUUCUAAUUAUGGAUAUUUGGAGGAGUCACAGAAUGAUACUUCUGGAAAUUUUUCAUUUGGGAUACAACAUGAUUGGCAAUUUAAUUAUAGAAGACAUGGUCACGAUAAAUUUGUUCAUAACCAGCCUGCCCCAAUAAUGAAUGAUUCUAGAAGAUUUGUGCCUCAUGCAUCAGAUUCUACUUCUAGACUCCCAGAUGUGAACUGUUCAUAUGAAAUGAAUAAUCCUGACAGCUACAAUGGAUUCCAUUCGUCUAAUUUCUAUGAAGAUGAAGGUAAGCAUCAUAAAUUUAAGAAAGCUGUACCUAAAUAUGUUCAAGAACUAUGGAAUGAAAAUGACAAUCCUUUACCACUUACUACAUUGAAGAUGGAUUAUAAAUACGAUGGUGGAGUAAACAAAACGAAAACUCAACAAAACUGGAAAGAUGGAGGGCGCAAAGAUGAAAAUCAAUCAUUUCCUCUUAAUGUGUAUAGCCGUUAUGACGCCGAAAGAAAAUUUAAAAAUAAAAAGAUCGAUGGUAAUGAUAGCUAUAGAAUUAAUCAGAAUUUGAGAGGCAAACAAGAUGAGAAUAGAGUUAGACCGGCAGUUAUUAGCAGUUAUGAUAUAGAGGAAGAGCCCUACGACCGGAAUUUAUCUUAUAAGGAUAGUUACAGCAUUCGAAACCAAAAUAGACUGCAUGAUGAAAUGCGAUCUCGAAUGCCUUAUAAUAACAAACCACAUUCUCAAAACACAGAUAUGUAUACAUACAAAAUUGAAGAUAUAUCGAGUGUUCCGGGACCUUCAACUGAAUUUCCAAUCUUAGAUAUUAGGCAGUCUUCGCUCUCUCAAAGUCACACGAAACAAAACUGGAUCAAUAGUUUUCGGGGCAGAAAAUAUAAUAGAUCAGAAAAUAUAAGAGAUAUUGACAAUUCAUCCGAAUCUAUUGAAAGAAUGAAUAACUUAUUGGAGAGUUAUACAAAUAAACCAUUUCAAACAAUGAGAGAUGCAAGAAGGAUUGCAGAACAACUAGGAAUGGAAUUCGACGAUGAUGACAAAGAUUCACAAGAUGAAUUAGACGAUACAGACGAUUCCGAAAUGAAUAGAUUUCAAGAUAGAAUAAGAAAAUGUUGGGCUAAAUAUUGUUGGAGUACCAAAAAGCAUUCGCAUGCCAUUGAAAAUAUAGAAAGGAGGCAUUUUGGGGAUCUGACAAAGAGUUAUUCGUCAAAAAGAAAAUUAGAUCAAAGCCAGCAAAAAAUGAAACAAAAUUGCCAAGAAUUUUGGAAUAUCUUAAGAUCUCCUUUUCUAUUAUGGAAUAAUGAUUUGAAACAUAUUGAAGGUCAUUAUGGCACUGGAAUUGUUUCAUUUUUCUUUUUCCUACGUUGGUUGAUUUAUCUGAAUCUUCUUAUGACCGUUCUUAUAAUGGCCGUGAUUAUUGUACCCGAGAUCUUAUUCACGGUCAAAGAGAUGAAUCCGACAAACGAAAUAAUUAUUUUGCCAUUUUUAGAAAAAAAUAACUUAUGCAUGUCGGAAAAUUUGACUUGUUCUUCAUACUAUGAAUAUGUAAGUUCAUUUGAUUCGGUUCAUCAAUGCUCGAGUAAUUACUCUGAAACUAUUCAAGGAUAUAAUUCGACUUUAUUAGACGCUUUCCAGCAUGUGCUACAGGGAACAGGUUUUAUGGAGCUGACACCAAUGUUUAUUGGUUGGUAUAAACCAACUCUCUUGAGGAAAUUUAAACCGUACUACGAAUUAUCGGAAGCUUAUAUUUUUGUUACGAUUUGCUAUUUUCUUCUGUGCCUUAUCAUGAUGGUUUCUUAUACAAGAGAAAGUGUAAGAGAAAAUGUCCUCAAAACAGAGAAUCAAUUGCAGAAAUACUGUAAUAUAAUCUUUACCAGUUGGGAUUUUAGCAUUGAAGAUAAAAAAUUAGCGGGAAUGAAACAUAAUUAUUUAUUUCUAAAAAUUAAGGUCCAUUUAGCAGAAAAUCGUAGACUUAAAGAAAUAAGCAAUUGGUCAACGUGUAAAAAGAUAUCGGUUACCAUUCUGCGAAUUGCAGUUAAUGUUGUUGUUAUUGCAAUAUUAUGUGGAGCUAGUUAUCUCAUUUAUAAAGCUAUCAUGUUAUCAUUAAAAGAUGAUCUGGAGGAUCCAACAUCAGAAGGGUUCCAUUCUUUCUGGACAGAGUAUAGAACAUCUGUGAUAAUUACUGCAAUAAAUCUAAUACUUCCAUUUGUAUUUAAUUUUCUUUCAUCAUUUGAAAGCUACUCUGAAUCAUUUAGGAUUAAAAUUACUUUAAUAAGGUGUGUUUUUACUCGAUUAGCAUCAGUCGGUGUUCUCAUAGUAAGUUUACAUACUCAGAUAUCGUGCGAUCCAAGAAAUCACUGUGGAGAAGGUUACGAUAAAUGUCAAACACCAAUGUGUUGGGAAACUUAUGUUGGUCAACAAAUUUACAAAUUGAGUUUAUUAGAUUUUGUUGUAGUUUUAAUAACUACAUUUUUAAUAGGAUUUCCUAGAAAACUUUUGGUAACAAAAAUAAAAUGCAAACUCUUACAAUUUAUUGGAAAAGAAGAAUUUGACAUUUCACAAAAUGUUUUAGGCUUGGUCUAUUCACAGACAUUAUGUUGGCUUGGUGCAUUUUAUUGUCCGAUAUUGCCACUGUUAUCUGUUAUAAAAUAUUUUAUUUUUUAUUACGUAAAAAAGUUUUCAUUAGUGGUAAAUUGCGGACAAAGUAAGGAAUCGUAUAGAGCUUCUCGAUCCAAUACAUUUUUUAUGAUUGUGCUAAUGAUGUCGUAUUUGAUCGGUCUAUUUCCAUUAAUAUACUCAUUAACAGAAUUAGAAACAUCGAAAGGAUGUAGUCCAUUCCGAAUUUACGGUUCAGCAUGGACCACAAUGGUGCAUCUUAUUAAUAAGCUUCCUAAUUGGGUGAACAAAACCAUAGGAUUUAUUGGUAGUGCUGGAUUUGGAAUACCAGCUUUUAUGAUUCUCAGUUUGCUCCUGUAUUACUACCUAACUCUUUCCGCAACCUACUCACAGUUAUCGAAUAUUAUGAAAGAUCAUCUGCAGACGGAAAGUAGAGACAAGAAUUUUCUGUUGAGAAAGUUGAUGCUGAUCCUUCAUCAUCCGCAGAAAUAAUUAUUCCAUAUUAAAGAAAAUAUUGACUGGUACUCAUUACCUAUAUUUGUAAACAAUAUAUACUUUAUACAUUAUAUAUGACGCCAAAUGAUUUCUUUCUUUUUAAUAAAAAUAUAUAUAUUUUUAA